Molecule: messenger RNA, 2832 nt
Organism: Priapulus caudatus
Lineage: Eukaryota; Metazoa; Priapulida; Priapulimorpha; Priapulimorphida; Priapulidae
Product: WD repeat-containing protein 49-like
Exons: 16
Coding region: 1-2463 (820 amino acids)
Molecular function (GO): protein binding
Source: RefSeq, a predicted model, not a curated record
AUGUGGACAAGUAAAUUCACACUAGAGACAACCCACCAACUGGGAUUCCAUAAGAAAGCAAACCAACGGGAAAGUGUCGGUCACCGGCUGUGGAUACUGGAUGCCGUUUACAUGGGGGACUCUCAUAGGUUGGUCGUAGCAACCAUGAACAGAAGUCUGCUAUUCUACGAAACCAACACCUUCACCGAAGAAUUCAAUCUAUUCGGCCUUCCUGCCGCCGCCAACAGCCUGGACUACUGGUACGAUGCCGAACAGCCAGGUCAUGAGGGCAUUCUCCUCUACGGAGACGAGGCGGGGUCGCUGCACCUCCUACGCUUCUCCUCUCCUAUCACCAGACUGUUUGAGAAGCCAUUCAGCGCGCAGCCAGGCACCUGCAAGGUGUUCAUGCAGGAUAUCAUUGAAUUUCGGGCCCAAGAACAAUGUGUCCGUCACACGGAACUGACGCGCCUCCAUCCUCACAGUGUCUUACAGGUGAAGUUCAUGGGAGAUGCAGACACUGUGGUGUCGUGUUCCCUCAGUAGGCGGGUUUCCCUCCUCAUUACCGACGUCCACGGAAAGCACAAGUCGUACACGUUCGAAUUACUGAAGGGGGUCAACUGCUUUGAUCUUGACCGCGGCAUGAAGGUCAUCGCGACGGGCAGCAGCGACCACCUGGCACGUCUCUACAACACGUACGUGUCGGCAAGACCAACGGCCAUAUUGCGCGGUCACCGAACACCGGUCAUCGCACUGGCAAUACACGCCGAGCGUGGACAGCUGUUCACGUACUCCAGAGAUGCGUUCGUGAAGGCAUGGGAUCUAGGAGAACACACCUGCCUGCGCACGAUCGCCCUGCGGUUCCCCACCAUUCAGCUGGGCAGGGCUCCGGAGCACGGUCUCUAUCCGAUUCUACUCGCACCGGGUCCACACGACGCCCUGCUAGUGGCCAGCAACGAGUACCUCGCAUGGCUGAAGCUGGGCAGCGAUGAAAGCGACACAGUAGUCGGCAAGACGUCAGCAGCGACUCCGCUACUGGCUGCGCUGUAUAAUCCAAGUUUUCAGCAGGUUGUCGUCAGCAGUGUGGACGGCACCGUGUCCGUGUACGACAUUGAGUCCGGUGAGCUGUCCCUCGUGAUGCGCGAUGUUCACCAGGGAUCGGAGUUACGGCACGUGUCCGCCAGCGAGCGCAACCUGGUCACCGUCGAUAGGAGUGGCAUCACAAAGGUGUGGAGUCUGCAGACGGGUGAGGCCCUAUACGAGCUGCUUCCCGUAUCGCGUCACGACGCCGUCACGGCAGCCGUGUACGUACCAGACACCAGGCAAGUGGUCACCGUAGGAUGGAGCAGGAAAAUUGUCACCUACGACCUCUCGAAAGACGCACAGGCGCAUAAAAUUCCUCCCAACUUGUCGUGGAGGGGUGGACAGCUUCACCAGGCCGACAUAUUGACCCUGGACGCCUGCGCUCCCUCACUACUGGUCACAGCUUCCAGCGAAGGAGAGAUCAUCGUAUGGAGCGUCAUCUCUCAGAAGCCAUUUGUUGUACUUCAGUUUGAAGAGGAGAAAGCGCUGAAGGAAGCAUUUGCUGUUGAUGAGAAGAUGGUCGUUGACGGCGUGCUGCUGCUAGAGAGGAGAGCCGCAUUGGGGUAUACCAAUAGCGGAGCUAUACUCGUGUCCAGCCAGGCCGGCCGGCUCGCCUUCUGGGCCGUGCACGGGCAAGACCGUCUGUUAGGGUUGUUUGAAGCGGUGAAUGAUUGCAAGGAGGAUCAGAUCUGCAGCUUAGCGGAGAGCACAGACAGCGACCUUCUCGCCACCGGUGACACGGCUGGUGAAGUCUGCAUUUGGAACGUCGCCGACUACUGCAUCAAACAGGACCAGGUAAACACUAGUAUGCCGCCGACUCUGCACCGAUGGAGAGCUCACAGUGCAGCUGUAGUGGGCGUCAGCAUUGCUCAGUUCGAUACUUCCUCGCUCAUCAUAACCGCAUCUGCUGACAUGUGUGCCAAGCUGUGGACUAUAGGCGGAGAGCUGCUGGGUCUAUUUGGACAGGAUUCGUGGAACCUAAAGAAGCUAGCGCUGUAUCGUACGGAUGCGCCCGUGGGCGGCAGCGAUGAAAAGCAUUCAAGAAGAUCGAGUGUAGCGAAAGAACACGAAGCACCUCACGAAUCUACGGAUAAUGUAGAGGGUAGCCAUCCCCUCGGGCCGAUACCUGGUGAAAAAUGCCCAGAAUUUCAGCGAUCGCUGAUGGAUGUUGUAGACAGCAAGGUCGACUUGGGUGUGAAAGCAGAGAGAAGGCUGGCUGAACAGAAGGCAGUCUGGGGACAGCGCAGGAGACGGUUCGCGAACAUCGACAGCAGCAAAGUGUUCAGAGAAGAGCUAUGCACGCCGUACCAAGCGCUCGCCAUUGCUGAGCUGGCACCAACUGACACGGAAAUAUCUUUCAGCUCUCGGAUGGAGCAGAAGAACACUUCUCUAUCCGAACAGUGAUCAAGCUUUCGCACAGCUGCCCAUCCUGACUACUGGCCACGCUCCAACGUCUUCAUAUAAACAGGGGUGGCGCAGGGGGCCUCCCCGUCGAAGGCAAGAACGGUCAGGGGGAAACUGGUCAGAGAAUUUAUGAAAACAAUUUGCAGACAUUGUCCAUCUCAUUCUGUAGUGAUGCCGCUACUACCAGCGGGAAAAUAAUCAGCAAGAUAAGAGGCUGAUUUAUCUGUAUGUAUAAAAUAUUACAAUGUAUCAAUAGUUAUAGAUAUUGCAACUAUUCCUUGUUAAAACACGAAUAAUGCCAUUUUAAACCUUGAAAUUUUGCAAAAGUAUUCGGGUUUCCUAGUGUUGGAUAGCUUUAACCCCUACUCC